Messenger RNA from Xyrauchen texanus (razorback sucker), 1581 nucleotides. Its product is annotated as E3 ubiquitin-protein transferase RMND5B-like. Gene Ontology annotation, molecular function: protein binding; ubiquitin protein ligase activity. The record is from RefSeq and is a predicted model, not a curated record. The transcript has 10 exons. Gene Ontology annotation, cellular component: cytoplasm; GID complex; nucleus. Bases 103 to 1278 code for a protein of 391 amino acids. Gene Ontology annotation, biological process: proteasome-mediated ubiquitin-dependent protein catabolic process. Lineage: Eukaryota; Metazoa; Chordata; Actinopteri; Cypriniformes; Catostomidae.
UGUCGUUCGAGCAGAACCGAGACUGCAUCGCUUCAGGGACGUUUGUAGGAAAAGUGUUGUAAAAACAGAACCUUGUGUGUGUAAGCUGUAACGGUUGUGCUGAUGGAGCAGUGUGCAUGUGUGGAGCGUGAGCUGGAUAAGGUGCUGCACAGGUUUGUCACGUAUGGACACCAGUCAGAGGAACGGCUGGACGAACUCCUCAGGAAUGUCUGUGAGCUGCGUAGCCGAUUGGUCGCCUACGGUGUGCAAGAUGCAGAUUUGUCAGUGCUCCAUCAAACAAUGGCCCAGUGCUGUAAGGAAAUUAAAGAAACAGUGCAGAUGCUCGCCUCCAGGCAUAAGGACAUCCAUGGCUGUGUGUCGAAAGUGGGCAAAGCUAUUGACCGAAACUUUGAUGUAGAGGUGAGUGCAGUUGUAGCUGAGAAUAUAUGGGACUCUCCAGAGAGGCAGAAAUACCUCAGUGAAACCAUUGUAGAACACUUGUACCGACAAGGCAUGCUGAGUGUUGCAGAGGACCUCUGUCAGGAAUCUGGUGUAGUAAUUGACAUGAGUAUGAAACAGCCAUUUCUGGAGCUCAAUCGUAUUUUAGAGGGUUUAAGAACACAAGAUCUCAGACCAGCACUAGAGUGGGCGGUGACAAAUCGUCAGCGUCUCCUGGAUCUGAACAGCACCCUCGAGUUUAAGCUGCACAGACUUUAUUUCAUCAGCCUGCUCAAUGGGGGCAUCAGCAAACAGCAGGAAGCUUUACAGUAUGCGCGGCAUUUCCAGCCGUUUGCCUCACAGCACCAGAGAGAUAUUCAGAUCUUAAUGGGUAGUUUGGUGUACCUUCGUCACGGAAUCGAGAACUCACCAUACCGCAGCCUGCUGGAGACGGAUCAAUGGGCAGAGAUCUGUAACAUCUUCACACGGGACGCUUGCGCCCUACUUGGACUCUCUGUUGAGUCCCCACUCAGUGUCAGUUUUGCAUCGGGCUGUAUGGCGCUACCUGUGCUUAUGAACAUCAAGCAGGUUAUUGAACAAAGACAGUGUAGUGGAGUCUGGACACAUAAGGAUGAACUGCCAAUUGAGAUAGACCUGGGGAAGAAGUGCUGGUAUCACUCAGUGUUUGCCUGUCCUAUCCUGAGGCAGCAGACGUCAGAGAGUAAUCCACCCAUGAAGCUCAUCUGUGGGCAUGUCAUAUCCAGAGACGCGCUUAACAAACUCUCCAAUGCUGGAAAGCUUAAAUGUCCUUACUGUCCAAUGGAGCAGAAUCCUUCAGAUGCUAAACAGAUCUUCUUCUGAUGUCAUUUUUGGAGCGCAUCCGGAUGAAGUGCUGAAGGCCCCUUGGAGCCACAGUUAGAGUGAUCCUCAUUCACAGGCAUGACGGGCCUUCUGUGGCGGCUUACCCCUCUGUGCACCGCCAGCUCCCUCCCCAAAGCUUUUAGUUUACAGAGGCCGGUGGUCACGGCAACAUACCUGUAGAAUCCGAGUGAGUAAGUGUACCUACUGAGGAAAAGAUCUUGGCGGAUCUUUCAUUUGUUAACAUAGCGUAGUAUACACCGAUCAGCCACAACAUUAAAACCACCUGCCUAAUAUUGUUUAGGU